Alternaria ventricosa is the source of this 840-nucleotide messenger RNA. RefSeq lists its product as uncharacterized. NCBI's taxonomy places the organism in Eukaryota, Fungi, Ascomycota, Dothideomycetes, Pleosporales, Pleosporaceae. Bases 1 to 840 code for a protein of 279 amino acids. The transcript has 3 exons. The record is from RefSeq and is a predicted model, not a curated record.
AUGUCGGGUCUCAACCGCCAAGCUAUGGAGCAGGAGCGAUUGGCAAGACAAGGCAAGCGAAAGCGAGAGCCCUCACCUGUGCCGGCCUCGAACCUUGAACUGUUCAAUCCUUUGGAAGGACAGGAUGAUGCGUGGCAGCUAGGCGAGCCUGUUGAUGACUUUGUCAGGCGACUUCCUCCAUAUACAACCUCCAUCUCUACAUGUCCCUGGAUCCGGGCUGCUAAUCCGUAUCGCAAUCCUCGCGACAAGUCACCUUCGCCGCGUGUUCAAGACUUUACAUCGCGUGGCACGGAGUUGCUUCAACAGUCGCUCCAGACCCGCCGCAACAUCCAGAAAGAAGGCGCGAAGGGGCCUAGGGGAAUGGUCACUAAACAGCUCCUUCAAGAGAGCAAAGCUCUACAAGAACGGAUCUCGGACCUUGCAAAGGACACGCAUGUUAUGUCCGGGAAGUGGAUGUUGUUCCCCAAAGCUGUGGAAGUUGCUCGGGUCUGGAAGCAAGUCGUCGCAAAUGUGAUCGAUAAUCGACUUGGCUGUACCUGCAAGGUGGCCACAGACGACGGCAAGGACGAGCGACUAAUCUGUGUCUACACAAAUGACUUCCUGGAUGCUGACGAUGUACUGCGAGUACUCCACGAGCUUGAGACCAUGGGUCUCAUCAACGUCGGCAGGACCAUUUACUACAAACCAGAUGCCUACACCUAUCUGGAUCUUAGACGCGAAACGGCUGCAGAAUAUGGACUCCAAGCCAGUCUUUACAACUCACGAACUCUGUUGGCAGCUAACAAAGUGUCAAAGUCAUCCUCGUUUCCGCAGACGAAGCAGUCGACGCUGAAGAAGUGA